Molecule: messenger RNA, 2158 nt
Organism: Pseudophryne corroboree (corroboree frog)
Lineage: Eukaryota; Metazoa; Chordata; Amphibia; Anura; Myobatrachidae
Gene: FOXL1
Product: forkhead box L1
Exons: 1
Coding region: 131-1480 (449 amino acids)
Biological process (GO): regulation of transcription by RNA polymerase II; anatomical structure morphogenesis; cell differentiation
Molecular function (GO): RNA polymerase II cis-regulatory region sequence-specific DNA binding; DNA-binding transcription factor activity, RNA polymerase II-specific
Source: RefSeq, a predicted model, not a curated record
GCAAACUUACAACAAUUAUUUAACAUUUUUUAAACUAUGAAGAAGGGACAGAGGGAGAGCAGGCUGUGGAAGGCUGGCUGGUGGGACUCAGGCUGCAGAUCCCUUCUUCUCUGCUGCCAAAGCUUCCAGGAUGAGCCGUAUCUACAGCAGCCACCUACCUCAGCUGGCCAGUGACUUGCCCAGGCCCCCUCUGCUCUACCUGUAUGGGACAGAAAGGUCACUGAUGCCCACCUUGGGCUUUGCCACUUCCAGUGUCCUCUCCAGGCAGGAGCCUCCCCAGAAGCCACCUUACAGCUACAUAGCCCUGAUAGCCAUGGCCAUUAAGGAUUCCCCAGACCACAAAGUGACCCUCAGUGGCAUCUAUCAGUUCAUUAUGGACCGCUUCCCAUUCUACCACGACAACAAGCAGGGCUGGCAGAACUCUAUCAGACACAACCUCUCCCUCAAUGACUGCUUUAUCAAGGUGCCAAGAGAGAAGGGCAGACCUGGCAAGGGCAGCUACUGGACCCUGGACCCUAAAAGUCUGGAUAUGUUUGAAAAUGGCAACUUUAGACGCAGGAAAAGGAAGCCCAAACCUCUGUUUCCCCAGGAGGGAGCUAGGUACAAGCCAGAGCCAUCCAGAGGAGCUGCCUACAAGAGGUCAGUCAUUGGUGAGCUCCUGGUGGGAGCUCAGGGUCCUGGUUCCAGGAAGGACUGUGUUGGGGAUUUGUACUCCUCAGAUGAGGAAGGAGGCUCUGCAGAGCUGAGGACAGAGUGUGGCCACCCACAGGUGACCUCUGUCAGUCUAAUGGACAAUCCUCAUAGGUGUGCAGCUUCCUUAUACUUAUCUGUCCCACUGCUGCCUGACCAGGGGCCCUCAUCUGUCCCACUGCUGCCUGACCAGGGGCCCUCAUCUGUCCCACUGCUGCCUGACCAGGGGCCCAUAUCUGUCCCGAUGGUGCCUGACCAGAGUCCCUCAUCUGUGCCACUGCUGCCUGACCAGGGGUCGUUAUCUGCCCCAAUGCUGCCUGACCAGGUGCCCUCAUCUGUGCCACUGCUGCCUGACCAGGAGCCCUCAUCUGCAGCCCACGAUGGGAAAGAGGUCCUGCAGGAAGAAAGGCCACUGAAGGAUGUACAAGAGUUGGGUUCAGAUAGAGACUUGGAAGAUGACAGCCCAUCCAGCACCAAGGGGCAUGGGGCCCCAGACCAGAACCCAAAGGCCACAGAGGACGCCACCCCAAAGCUCCACAAGAGUUUCAGCAUAGAGAGCAUCCUGAGCUCCCAGACAGUGAAGGGGAGAGGGGGCAGUGUGCUGCCUGCUGGGGGUAAGGUGACCAUGGACUGCCUGGCAGGUGGCUACAGGUAUAACCCCAGCAUCUGCCCUGUGUUCAAUGCCUCCCUAAUGAUCGACUCCCAAGUACAGGGCAGGUUUUACCAGAUCGGUCUCCCUAUCCUCUCCUACCUGCCCCUGGCUGUCACAGGAUCAGCACUGCCCAAAUAGAGGCAGCACAUAUUAUUGCUAGGAGCUGUGGAACUAGUAGUACCAGCAUUGCUUCCAGUUCCAGGUAUGGUGGAGCCAUAAGCCCCAGCAUUACUUUCUUUCUUCCUGGUGUUGCUUGGACUUCUAGUCGUGGAAUGCUGGGACUGCUAGUUCCACAUCACUAGGAGAGCAGCAGGCGGCUGACUAUUGAUUCCAUAACUUUAUUUUCAUUGACUAUAUUUCCAUAUAACCCAGAAUAAGGUGCCCCUGAUGCCACAGUUGGUAGGGGCAGGAGAGUGGCAGGGUUAUAAGAAAUCCUACAUCACACUGAGAUUCGCACAUAUUCGCAGCCAGCUCCCUCAUAUCCUCACGCUCGCUUCGCAGCCAGAUAUAUCACAUCACAUGCCCAUCACAUUAUGCUGUGUAACCUCUUUCGUUGUUACAGGAUUAUAUUUUCAUUGUUUUUAUUUUUUUUGCCAGAUUUCACUUGUUUUAUUUUUUUUUGUUUUUUUUUAAAUUGUGAAUUUGAUUUUAUUUAAUUUACGGACAUCAUAAAAAAAUAUUAUUUUGCCUGGAUGACAUCCUUAGUUGUCAUAUAGCUGUGAUUGGAAUAUUUUAGAAUAACGCAAUGUAGAAAUAAAGGUUCAUGUGUCCUACUCUUUAUCUGCACCCCCAGAAUAAAGGCUCCGGUUCUAAAUC